GAUAUGCGUAUUAUUCAGACAUUCUGUUCACAUUAUAGUGCCCAUUUAGUUACCAAAGAAACCGCUGAAGAGGGUACCUUUAUCAAGAGUUAUCUGACAGAUCUAAAAGACCCCUAUCACUGGAUCGGACUGACGGACGAAAUUAUUGAGGGAGAAUGGAAAUGGCAAUCUAAUGAUUCUACAUCAAAUUAUACAGACUGGUAUCCGGGUCAGCCAGAUGGACUUAAAGGUGCAAACUGUGCGUGCAUCUUUGGCAAUAGGUGCUAUCAAUGGCUUGAUGUACCGUGUACCAGUAAAUACAGACCACUUUGUGAAAUCCCGUCAAAUGGAGAAACAAUAAUUGUCGGCUGAUAGAUUGUAAACAUGCUGGUCAUUUUAUGUCGUUUUUUUUUAAUUUAAGGAAUACAGAGAAAUAAAUAUGUUUUUUCGUUUUCUAAUUUUGUUUUUGCUGUAAGAAUUUAACAAAAAUUCUGUAAAAGUAUGCAAAUGGAAAAAACUACGUCAUUCUGUAAUGCAUUUUCUGGUAUGUCUAGUACGUGAAGGUUUAUCUACAGUGCUGUUCAGCUCGGAGGAUAACUCGUAGAGAAUGUAUUUCAGUUUUCGUUAAA
Ruditapes philippinarum (Manila clam) is the source of this 608-nucleotide messenger RNA. Its product is annotated as perlucin-like. The coding region runs from base 4 to 351 and encodes 115 amino acids. The transcript is spliced from 3 exons. Gene Ontology annotation, molecular function: signaling receptor activity. The record is from RefSeq and is a predicted model, not a curated record. NCBI's taxonomy places the organism in Eukaryota, Metazoa, Mollusca, Bivalvia, Venerida, Veneridae.